Molecule: messenger RNA, 801 nt
Organism: Racocetra fulgida
Lineage: Eukaryota; Fungi; Glomeromycota; Glomeromycetes; Diversisporales; Gigasporaceae
Source: the annotation of a GenBank genome assembly
CGUUGGAUGACUAUCCUACUGAUACAGAUAUAGAUAUUUCUCAUCAAAAUUGCUUUCAUGCAUAUGAUGGUCGAAAUCGAUGGUUUGAUAAAGCAAUUCAAGUACUUGUAGCAAAUAAUGGGCAUCCACCAAAUGCAUCUCCCAUUGAGUUAUCAUCUCCUCAAUACUUGAAAUGGGUUGUUGAUAAUUCUAUAAUGAACACUAUUCAACAAGCGCAAAUCAAUAUUCAAGCUGCAAUAGAUAAUCUUGAUAGUGUUUUAUUGCACUACAAUGAAUAUGGUUCCGAGUGGCUAAAAAAUGCUAAGGUCAGUCCUGAUGCAUUUGUUCAGAUGGCAAUGCAACUUGCAUAUUAUAAACGCUAUGGUGAACCAUGUGCGACUUAUGAAUCUGCUUCUACUAGAGCUUUUUUACAUGGUCGUACUGAAACUACGAGAACUUGCUCUGUGGACACUGUUGCAUUUACCAAAGCUUUUUAUGAUCCAAAUGUCAAUAAAGAUGAAAAAAUUUCUUUACUUAUGAAAGCUAUUAAAUCACAUACUGAGUAUAUGAUUUCUGCUUCUAAUGGUCUUCGAUGCCAAAUCCGUGAUGAAGAAGAAAAAUCUAAGGCAACAUUAUUUAAAGAUCCUUCAUAUGUUCAAUCUAUGUCCUUUAAACUUUCUACUUCAAAUAUGAGCCCUGCAUUUGGUUUUCAUUGUGGUUUUGGUGCUGUAGUUCCUGAUGGUUAUGGAAUUUGCUAUGCUAUUGGAAAAGACAAAUUGAAAAUUAGUAUUAGUAGUUAUAAAAAAUGCAAAGAAACUGAUA